AUGAGUUUUGAAGAAUUUCUUACAGGAUUGUAAUUGUAUAUAAAAUGUUCAGAAGAUUAAUAAAUUAAAAAUUUAUUCAAAUUAUAUGAUUUGUAAAAUCAAAAUGGUAUUGCAAAAACUGAUUUUUUACAAAUGGUAAUAUAUUUAUAUUAUAAUUUUAGUUACAUAAUUAUUCUAAAGAAGAACUUAAAAUUAUAUUAAAUGAUUAAUUAUUUUUAGAAGAAUAAGAAAUCUUAAAUGCAUAUCAUCGUACAAAAAGAGUCAAACCUAGAAAAGGAAGUGAAGAUUUUCUUAAAAUGUCAUGUAAAAUUUUAUAUUCAUUUUAUUAUAGUAUAAAUGUUAAGAAAAUAUAGUAAUCUUUCAGAAAAUAGAGAAUAGAAUUAAAAUGAUCAUUAAAAUAUAUAAUAAUAACCAGAUGGCUUACAAAGUUUAAAUUCUAAAUAAUCAAUUGAUUAAAUUUUUACAUUAGAUAGUAAAGCAUAACUUAAUGGUAUACCAAUGAAAGGAUUUGGUAUUAAUCUCUCAUUUUAAGUAUAAAUAUGGAAUAAUUAUAUAGGUAAAUGGAUAGAAAAUAGAAAUGCAAGCUAAUUUAAAUUUAUUAAUUAAAAAAUAUGUUGAAAUGGUUUAUAAGGCUAAAAAUGAUUUACCAAUAAAUUUAGAUGAUUUUACAAUCUUUGUCAAACAUCAUCCAAAUUUAAUAAUGCCUUUGUAUUCUGUAUUCAAUUUUGAUGUUUGGGGAUUGUAGAAUAAUUUACCAAAAUAUAAGAAUUUGUAACAAAUUUAAUUAAAUAUAGACCAUUAGAUAUUCAAGGAGAAUUAUAUAGAAUGUCAAAGAAGAACAAAAUAAAAUCUAAGUUUUGUCAAUUAUAUCCUAAUAUUUUUAUGGAAUUUAAAAAUAAAAAUGAUAUUAAACCAACAAGUAUAUAGAAUUAUUUAAAUAAUUAGAAAUUAUUUGUUUAAGAGGAUUGAUAAUUAAAGAAAGAGUUGAUCAUGGUAAUUAGAAGUUUGGAUUUGAAAUAUUCCAUAUGAAUUAACAUUAUAAACAUAAAGUUUAUCAUUGUUCAGAUGAAAUGUCAUUUAGAGAAUGGUAAAGAGCAUUAUCUCUAUAUUUUAAUGGAGAAGUUAAUAAGAAAUAUUCUAUUCUUGAUAAAAUAGGUGAAGGUAAAUACUCUAUAGUUUACAGAUGUUAAUCUAAAAUGGAUAAAUAAUUUUAUGCAUUAAAAGUAAUAAAUAAAAUGAAUCUCUCUUAAGAAGAGUAAGAUAUAGUGAAACAUGAAAUAAGUAUUACAAAAUUAUUAAAUCAUUCUUGUAUAAUAAAAUUGAUUGAUUCUAUUGAAAAUAGAGAUCAGAUUCAUAUUAUUACAGAAUUGAUAGAAGAUGGAGAUCUAUUUGAUUAUGUUUAAAAUAAAUAAUACUUAGAUGAAAGUGAAGCAGCAAUAAUAUUUAAUUAAUUAUUAGAUGCUCUGUCAUACAUUCAUUCGAUUGGAAUAGUACACAGAGAUAUAAAACCUGAGAAUAUUUUAAUGAUCUUUGAUAAGAAUACUGUUAAAUAAAUUAGAUAAAUUAAAUUGAUAGAUUUUGGUUUAGCUAAUCAUCUCACAAAAAUUAAAAAAAAUAAUGAACAUUAAAAUUAUAAUUGUGGAACAUGUAAUUAUUAAGCACCUGAAAUGUUAUAGUUUUAAGAAAUUACAUUUUCUGUUGAUGUAUUCGCACUUGGAGUUAUUUUGUAUUAUAUGUUAAGUGGAUAUUUGCCAUUUGAUUCUGAUAUACCAUAUGAAAUCAUAUAAAAUACUAUUGAUGGCAUUUAUAGUAUGGAUGAUUAUCAUUGGUAAUGUGUAAGUGAAGAUGCAAAAGAUCUAAUAGUAGGGUUGUUACAAAAUUAACCUAGUAAAAGACUUACUCUAAAAGAGGCUUAGGAACAUGUAUGGAUCAAAAAGUAAUUGGUUAAAAAUAAUAAAGGAUGA
Molecule: messenger RNA, 1964 nt
Organism: Paramecium primaurelia
Lineage: Eukaryota; Ciliophora; Oligohymenophorea; Peniculida; Parameciidae
Source: the annotation of a GenBank genome assembly